CUGGAUGGAAUAACAGUUUAUCCGGGAGGGCAGUCGGCAGAGCAAAAGCGGGAUGCACGGGAUAGUGGAUCCAUCCCGUUUGCAGCGGCGGCUUGAGACAGCCUCGGCCUCGCAGACUCGUCAUGUCGGAGAAAUUCAUAUCUCCUUGCCUGGCUUGCUUUUCCUUUCUAAAAGCAUCAUUUUGUCUAUAAAUCAGUUAUUCCUCACAUAACUCCGUUUUUUGUAUAUAUUCAACGCACCUCACGCUUGUGCACACACAUACAUACAGUCACCAUGGCAUCAGCAAACGCAACUUCUACGGAAAAGCCGAAAGUCAUUUUAUACUGGCUUGAACAGUCUCGUUCACAACGUAUUCUUUGGCUGCUCGAGGAGUUGAAGGUUGAAUAUGAAUUGAAAAUAUUUCACCGCCACCCCAAAACUCAUCUGGCACCUCCCGAACUCAAGCAAGUCCACGCUCUUGGAAAGUCUCCAGUCAUCUCUGUUCUCUCGCCUGGCGCGACUGAGCCUGUAAUUAUUGCUGAGAGUGGGUUCAUUACCGAGUACUUGCUUGAUCACUUCUCCGAAGGGACCAACUUGUUGCCUAAGAGGUACAAGGAUGGCCAGGAAGGAAAGGUCGGUGGUGAGACCGAGGAAUGGUUGAGAUUCAAAUUCUACAUGCAUUAUGCAGAAGGCAGUCUUAUGACUUUCAUGCUGCUUGCUCUCGUAUCUGGAGAAAUCAAAAAUUCACCCGUGCCUUUCUUCAUCAAGCCGAUCACUGGUGCUGUGUCAGGCAAAAUAAACACCAAUUUCCUGGACCCAAACUUCAAGACGCACUUCAGCUUCCUGGAAUCACAACUCACUUCCUCUCCCAAUGGAGGCAAGUAUCUUUGCGGUCCGAACCUGACUGGUGCCGAUAUUCUUCUCAGCUUCCCACUGCUUGCCGGAAGAAGUCGAACUGGUUUGACGAAGGAGAAGUACCCGACGCUGUCUAGCUACAUUGAUAUGCUUGAAACAGAACCAGGUUACAAGAAGUCGGUAGAAAAGAUUGUUGAGAUCGAUGGGAAAUUUGAGACAACACUUUAGUCUUUAAGAGGCAGGCCGACAUCAUUUCAUCACAUAGUCUUCGUAUAAGGUUCUUGCGCUAUUGGAUUAACUGCACUGCUCUAUUUUCUUGAAUAUUUUUGCUCACUUGUUGAUGUGUCUCGGUAAUCACAGCAGCAAUUGGCUCGCAUGAUCUUCCAUGGAUUUGUAGUGGGAUGACAUCGCAUGACAGUUGAUCUUUUUUUUAAAAAAAAGAAUCUGUGUUUGACACACAGCAAUGGACAAUCGACACCAUUUCAGUAACGUUUAAUACUCUGUCUGAUUGCUAUAAGGCCUUGCGUUCUCAACAGUGCUCUAAUACUGGGCAAUUUUGAGAAGUUGAAAGACUACUAUUGGCUAUUGUACAUUCUAAGACAACUCUAUGCUAUGCAUCAAGCGCUAC
Messenger RNA from Cadophora gregata, 1462 nucleotides. RefSeq lists its product as uncharacterized. NCBI's taxonomy places the organism in Eukaryota, Fungi, Ascomycota, Leotiomycetes, Helotiales, Ploettnerulaceae. The transcript has 3 exons. The record is from RefSeq and is a predicted model, not a curated record. Bases 274 to 1062 code for a protein of 262 amino acids.